CAGAAAAAAUUGAGAGGCAUCAAACCUUUCCAGAGCUUGAUCUUGACGCUAACCAGAAAAUGGUGCGCUUCUUGCUUCAGAUCAGGGCCAAACUCCAGAGCCUCACUAACCUUCAGCCCCAAGGAGGCUGCAAGGACCCCGACUUUACCUACCUCUUCAAGCUGAAAUGUGAGGGCUGCGGAGAGCUAAGCGAGAAAGAAGCUGGUGUGAGAUUGAACCUGGGAAAACGCAAGGGUGCCCCUGAUCUUGUUCGGAAGUGCAAGUUUUGUGAGAGGGAAGGGAGUGUGAGAAUGAUGCCAGAACAUAAUAGACCCCUGACCCAGACAGGGGUUUAUUGCCCCUUGAUGAUGUUCGACUGCAAGGGUUAUGAGCCUGUGGAUUUCGUUUUCAGUGGUGGGUGGAAGGUUGAAUCUGUGGCAGGGACAACUUUUGACAAUGUUGACUUAUCGAAGGGGAAGUUUGCUGAGUACGAUGAGAGGGGAGAGCGUCCAGUUAAGAUUUCCAAUCUCCAUGCUACUUUUACUGUUCUUAGGCCUGGAUAUACAUGUAGGUGGUAAGUGCAGCUAACAAGUGUACGUUUAAUUUGCGAAGAAAUUGGAAACCUCUCGACUGUUUUUUUGUAAUGUGGCCGGGGAGAAAUUUGUCAGUAGCAAGAUGGUAAUCUUGAACAUUAACGUUGCCAUGGA
Messenger RNA from Rosa rugosa (rugosa rose), 686 nucleotides. RefSeq lists its product as uncharacterized. NCBI's taxonomy places the organism in Eukaryota, Viridiplantae, Streptophyta, Magnoliopsida, Rosales, Rosaceae. Gene Ontology annotation, molecular function: zinc ion binding. The coding region runs from base 60 to 557 and encodes 165 amino acids. The record is from RefSeq and is a predicted model, not a curated record. The transcript is spliced from 4 exons.